UCUUAGAUUGAGUCUAUAGGUUUGUCAGUCAGGGGUCAGAAGUCUACGUGGUGAGGUCUGGAACCACUAACCCGGUUGUACACUUGUCACCAUGGUUGAGACCCGUAGUGGGUUAGACACGAGCCCCUAUAGCAAGGAGCAACAAGAAAAGAUGGCCGCCUUAGUCAAAGAGAAUAGGGAGAGGAAAGAACGUGAGAAGCAAGCGAAGCUAAAGGCUAUCGCAAACGAGCGGGCGGCGAAGAUGAAGGAAGUGGAGGAGGAGAUGAAGAAAAAGGAGAAGGCUGCUGAAGAAGAAGUGGCAGCAGAGGAAGAAAAAGAAAGAAUGAGGAUUGAGAGCAGAGAGGGGAGUAGUGGCACGAAGAAGGACACAGACGCUAAGAUUGAGAAGAAAAUCAGCGAGUGGGUUGCUAACUUAUCGUUGGGAGAAGAUGAAGAGGCGGAGUCAUAUGUGACUGAAGAUGAGAAGGCCGCAUUGGCCGCUGAGCUAGCAGCCAUGACGGAUCCUAUGGAACGAAGAGAGGGAAGACGAGCAGAAGUUGCAAUGGAAGAGUGUAGAGUGGAGGUGUUGGCCGAGCAAGAUGAAAAGGCCAAGUGGGAUAAGGUACUAGGCUACCUAGAGGUAUUAACCAAGGCCUGGAUGGAGGAGCGUCAGGCAAGUUGGAGCCAGGAUGUAGCCUUGAGUGCGAUGCGGUCCGGAUUUAGGGAGUUUGCGCGCGAGAUCGUCACCCAUAUUGGGGGCGAAGUAAAGCAGUUGAGAGAUAACAUAGGCCAGUUUUGUGAGGGUGCCAUCGAGGGUGCCAAAGCCAUAGCCGCAGUAGAGGGCGAGACCAGACCUCGCAAAGACCCAGUAAAGCUCAAGUUCCCAGAUACUUAUGGAGGGAAGAAGGAGGAGAACUUUGACAACUGGGAAGCCAGUGUCAACAAUUAUAUUUAUCUACAGCACAUCUUGAUAGAGGAGCAAGUCCUUGUGGCCUUCAAGGCCCUGAAGGACGAUGUGGCUAGUUUCGCUAGAUCCCUUGCGCGCGUGGCCGGUUGCGAAAACAACCUGGUCGCCUACUCCAAAGUCACCCCCCUCUCUCAGUUCCUUAAGCUCUUGAAGGAGCGGUUUGCUGACCCAACGAAAGGCGUCAAAGCCUCAGACAAAUUACAGACAAUCCACUCACAACAGUGGAGGAGUGCAAGGGCACUCAAGGGUACCAUGGACGAUUUGGUAGUCGUCCCGGACCAUGGGGUCACUGAAACCCAGUUGGUCCAGUUGUUUUAUCGUGCCAUGCCAGAGGCCCUACGUGGGCACUUCUUUGACAAAUCUCAACAGGUCGGGAUCACAUAUGAUGUGUUGAGUAGGGAGGUGAUCCUAUAUGAGUCAAAGUCUAUGCCAGUCAUCACUUUCUGGCAUGAGGACUUAGAGAAGGGGAAGAAGUGGAAGGAUCAUACCAUCUCAGGCCAAGUCAAGGCCAAGGAUCACUUGAUCCUGACGUUAGAGGAAGGUGGUACCGACAAGGUCCCGUAUGAUCAGAUUGAGUGGGGCCUAGGGGAGGAGGACAGUAGUGUAGGGCAGGGGAGGUCUUACGCUGUUGUCGCAGCCGGAGGGAGGCCGCAAGGUAGAGGAGGAGGCCAGCGCCAAAGGGGCCAGGCCAUGGGAGGCCGAGGACCGGGCGCACAGGGGGUUGGCGGCCAAGGAAACCGCCAAGUGGGAGGCGUGGCAAAAGAGUUAAAGGAGAGAAUGCCAGCCUGGGCCAAGAUGAAGAAAGAGAGUAAAGGACAACUGAUCUUGAUAGACAUAGAAGUGUUUAGAAGUAGAGUAGGGGCCCUCAUAGACUCAGGGGCUAACCGUAGUUACAUCAGCUGUAGGGCGCUGAAGAAGUUGAGGCUGGGACUAAAAGUCCAGAAAUUGGCAGACCCCAUAGUCAGUGUCCUCGCAGACAACCGCACGAUGCGAGUUGAGGACUAUGUAGAGGGAGUCCAGGCAUACUUCCGCCUAGAGAAGGAUGGGAAGGUGGAGAAAGUUCUCCAUUCCGUGACUCUCCUUGUACAGGAUGACCUUCCGUUCGAUGUAGUGUUAGGAAUGGAUUGGGGAGAGGCAGCMGGGGCCACGCUCCAGUUGAGAGAGCAUGAGUGUAGGCUCCCUAGUCCGUCAGGCGAGGUUAAGACUACCCGCUUGUUUCAUGUGUCAGGUGUAGACAACACCUUGGCACAUUGCUGUCUCAGUGCCCCCGCGUUCGUGCGACUAAUGAGAAAGGAGCAAUUAGAGGAGCAGGUCUUUGUAGUGUAUGUUAGACCUGUCACCGAGGGCAAGGAAGAGGUAGCUUCCACGGAUCCAACCACAGCCAAGCUGCUGGAAGAGUUCAAAGACUUGACUGAGUCACCGACAGGGGUAGUGUCGCGACCCAUCCAACACCGGAUAGAGAUAGAGUCUGGCAGUAGAACUCCUAAGGGUGCAGUCUACAGGAUGUCCCCUAGAGAAUUAGAGGAGCUUCGCAAGCAAUUAGACGAGCUCCUUGAAAAAGGUUGGAUCAGGCCCAGUUCGUCUCCUUUUGGAGCACCCGUUUUGUUUGUCCCCAAGAAGGAAGGAGAGCUGAGAAUGUGUAAAGACUAUAGGGGUUUGAAUGCGAUUACUUUGAAGAAUGCUGAGCCGCUGUCCAGGAUAGACGAUCUUUUAGAUCGGUGCAGGGUUGUCUUGGAGAAGCUUCGAGAGGCUAACUUCAAGAUCAACGCAAAGAAGUGCAAGUGGGCCAAGACACAAGUCUUGUUCUUGGGCCACAUAUUAGACGGAAAUGGCAUUAGGCCAGAGGACAAUCCGUCUUUGCCAUUUGUCAUCACUACGGACGCGAGUCAGUAUGGGAUAGGCGCCGUGUUGCAGCAAGAUGACGGCAAUGGCUAUAGACCCGUAGAGUUCAUGUCAGCGAGGAUGCCCUGUGAGAAGGUCGCUACCUCCACGUACGAGAGAGAACUCUACGCUCUCAUUCAGGCUUUAGACCAUUGGAAGCACUACCUGCUUGGGAGGCACUUCAAAGUGUAUUCGGACCAUGAAAUGCUUAGAUGGUUAAAGACUCAAGCCAAGAUGACACCUAAGUUGACUAGGUGGGCCGCAGAGAUAGACCAAUUCGACUUUGCGCUCAAGCCAGUGAAGGGCAAGUACAACGUAGUUGCGGAUGCCCUGAGUAGGAGAUCAGACUACUUUGGAGCCGUAAUACACUAUCUGGACAUAGGGAGAGACCUGCAAGAGAAAGUGAAGCAAGCGUAUGCACAGGACUCUAUCUAUAGCGACCUCCUAAAGAGAGUUAGAGAGGCCCCAGAGACUGAACCAGAUUACCGCACUACAGAUGGGUUGUUGUUUGAGAAGACUAAUGUGUUUGACCGCCUGUGCCCAACAACGAGGAGAUUCGCAAUCUAAUCUUAGGGGAAUGCCACGAUACUGAGGGACAUUUCGGUUGGCAAAAGAUAUUAGCCAAUCUUAUGCGCGCGUAUACCUGGCCAGGAAUGAAGAAUGACUGCAUAGAGUAUGUCCGCAGUUGUAAAGUAUGCCAGCGUAACAAGACUACUACACGCGCACCCCUUGGUCUUCUCAGACCCUUGCCUAUUCCGGACCAGCCGGGAGACUCAGUGUCCAUAGACUUCAUGGACACCCAAGUCAAGAGCAGACAUGGUAAAAGCCAAGUCAUGGUCGUAGUUGACCGCUUUAGUAAAUACGCAGUUUUUGU
Messenger RNA from Chara braunii, 3701 nucleotides. NCBI's taxonomy places the organism in Eukaryota, Viridiplantae, Streptophyta, Charophyceae, Charales, Characeae. The record is from the annotation of a GenBank genome assembly.